AUGAAAUUUAACGCAAAAACAUUUAUUAACCUUUUUAAUCUUAAAAAAAAAAACAAAAGAUCCUCAAAUGAAAAAAAAUGGUUGGACAAAGCAAUUAAACAGAAAAGAAUUAAUCUUAAAGAUUACAGUAUAUUUUCUGAUAUUACUUAUAUCAAUAAAGGUGCUUCGGGACAAAUUUAUAGAGCUAAAUGGAACAAUGUAUAUGUAGCAUUGAAAGAAAUUAAAGAUGACAGUGAUAUGAAACGAUUUGUUUACGAGUUUAGAUCACAUAAACGAGUUGAUUAUCACGACAAUAUUUUGAAUAUUCACGGGAUAACGAAAGAUCCCAACUCGGGCAAUUAUUUAUUGGUUUUGCAAUAUGCAAACCACGGGACGCUCCAAGAAUAUUUGUCUGCGAAUGCUGAUAAAUUGGAUUGGGAAAACAAACUACGUUUGGCAUAUCAGCUUGCUAGUGGUAUACAAACAUUGCACCAUGAAGGAAUAAUUCAUCGAGACUUGCAUCUUUAUCCGUACAAUAUAAGAGAAAAUAAGGUCGAUGGAACACCUGAGGAAUACUUUGACUUAUACACCAGAUGUUGGGAUGCAGAACCAGAUAAUCGACCUGAUAUCAAAUUUGUUGUUGAAUGUCUUGAAGAACUAAGGAAACAUUACACUGUACCAAAUUCUAAAAAGAAUUCUACGAAUGAACACUUACAAAAUGCUUCGAUAGAUCCUAACAAUUAUCUUGAUUUGCACGAACUUAUAAAUAGACGAGAUCUGCGUAUGAAACAAAUGAUGGGUGGCACUAGUAAGAAUGAUAAAUAUAUUAGUGACUAUAACAACAACGGCAGUAAUGACGUCACGGUUAAUUCUUAUAGUCAGCUUUACAAUUCUAAUAAUGACAAUGCUUACUAUAAUUCAUCUUUACAUUCUAUUACAAUGUUCAUCCCAUUAAGUCUCAAGUUUUACAAUAAACGUUCAAUUGCCGAAGAAUUGUUCAUUUUUAAUGAUCAUUUAAAAACAUUCUCGACCAAGCUUAAUAAAAUGGACGAAAUUCUUUUGAUCCUUCAACCUUCAAAAGAUCUAAAGGAAUGGUUGGAUAAAGAAAAGGCAAUUAUUUUUCCUUACAGUAUAUUUUCUGAUAUUGCUUAUAUCAAUGAAGGUGCUUCGGGAAAAAUUUAUAGAGCUAAAUGGAAGAGCGAUAUAGAUGUAGCAUUGAAAGAAAUUAAAGAUGACGUUGAUUCGAGACGAUUUAUUUACGAAUUUAGUUCACAUAAACAAGUUGAUUAUGACGACAGUAUUUUGAAUAUUUACGGAGUAACACAAGAUCCUGACUCGAGAAAUUAUUUAUUGGUUUUGCAAUUCGCCAACCACGGGACGCUCCAUGAAUAUUUGUCUGUAAACGCUGAUAAAUUGUAUUGGGGAAACAAACUACGUUUAGCAUAUCAGCUUGCUAGUGGUAUACAAACAUUACACCAAGAAGGAAUAAUUCAUCGAGAUUUGCAUGCUCGAAAUAUUCUUGUAGUUAAUAACAAUAUUAAAAUUUCGGAUUUUGGAUUAUCAGGAUCCAGAAAACAAGUUUACGGGAACAUAAAAUAUACAGAUCUCAGAUACCCCAAAGAUGAGAAAUCGGACAUCUUUAGUUUAGGAGUUUUGUUAUGGCAAAUUUCAAGUUGUAAACCGCCGUAUGAAUCAAUUAAAGAUGUCCGGGAUAUUCAUCUGAAUAAUCUAAGAGAAACUAAAGUCGAUGGAACACCUGAAGUGUACUUUGGUUUGUACACCAGGUGUUGGGAUCCAGAACCAAAUAAUCGACCUGAUAUCAAAUCUGUCGUUGAAUGUCUUGACGAACUAAGACAACAUUAUUACACUGUACCAAAUAUUAUUCAAGAGUAUCCGAGCGGGUACUUACAAAGUGCUUCGACAGAUCAUAGCCAUAGCAGUGGAACGUAUCAUAAGCUUGAAUUGCACGAACUUAUAAAUGAACGCCAUAUGAAACAAACUAUGGGCAGCACUAGUAAUAGUAAUCAAUACAUUAGUGACUCUAGCAUUGGUGACAUUAACAACAAUGACAAUAAUGACAAUACAAUUAACAUUGAUAACUCUUUUAAUAAUGUAGAAGGCUGUAAAAAUGAAGUUGAUUAUCAUUCUGUCGGAGUGAAGAAUACAAUUAAUGGCUUGAAAACGUCAUUGAAUGAUGAUAAUGAAGAAGAAUAUGAACCUUGGCCAGAGGAAGAUGAUUUAGAAGAAGAUCUCGCCAAACGUUCCGCUGAUCCAUACUACUACAAGAAGAAAUACCACCACUACUACAAACGUGAUGCAUACUACAAGAAGAAGCACGAUUACUACAAACGUAGUGAAGAUGAAGAUGAAGAAGAUUUAGCCAAGCGUUCCGCCGAACCAUACUACUACAAGAAGAAGCACGAUUACUACAAACCCAAGCGUUCCGCCGAACCAUACUACAAGAAGAAGCACGAUUACUACAAACGUGAUGCCGAUGCUGAAGCAUACUACAAGAAGAAACACGAUUACUACAAACGUGAUGCCGAUGCUGAAGCAUACUACAAGAAGAAACACGAUUACUACAAACGAAUAGGAGGAGCUCUUAGAAUUAGAGGUGUGUUUUUAUCUAGAUAUUAUCCAUAUGCUAAAAAAAUCUAUUCACCUAAACCAACAUGGGGCAAUCAUAAUGCUGUAUUUAAAGAUUACAGUUUAGAAAUAGAUUCAUACAGAUAUUAUGAUAAAACCAAUGGAUUUAAUUUUAAUGGAUUGCUAGGAGUAGAUCCAACCCAACAACAAUGGUAA
This is a messenger RNA of Entrophospora sp. SA101, 2781 nucleotides long. The record is from the annotation of a GenBank genome assembly. NCBI's taxonomy places the organism in Eukaryota, Fungi, Glomeromycota, Glomeromycetes, Entrophosporales, Entrophosporaceae.